Molecule: messenger RNA, 1425 nt
Organism: Tarenaya hassleriana
Lineage: Eukaryota; Viridiplantae; Streptophyta; Magnoliopsida; Brassicales; Cleomaceae
Product: CMP-sialic acid transporter 4
Exons: 15
Coding region: 109-1167 (352 amino acids)
Biological process (GO): pyrimidine nucleotide-sugar transmembrane transport
Cellular component (GO): Golgi membrane
Molecular function (GO): pyrimidine nucleotide-sugar transmembrane transporter activity
Source: RefSeq, a predicted model, not a curated record
UUUUUUUUUUUUUUGCAAUCGUGAAAAAUCUUUGAUCCUCCGAGGAAAAAUUUGAGUUGCCACCGCGGCUUUGGAGCCAGAGAGCACAGAGAUCUGAGAACUGGAACAAUGGAUUACCGGAAAAUCAAAGACGAUGACGAUCAUGGCGUCGCUUCUGAUAUCGAGAAUUUGAAGGGGAAAUCUCAUGCCGUUGCUGCGAGUAAUGCGGCGGUUGCUACUCUGGGCGGAGGAUCGAGUGAUCGGACCAAUUGGAAACGAAAGAGUGUAGUGACAUUUGCACUGACUGUUCUGACGAGUUCACAAGCGAUACUCAUCGUCUGGUCCAAGAGAGCUGGCAAGUAUGAAUACAGUGUUACAACCGCUAAUUUCUUGGUGGAGACUCUGAAAUGUGCAAUAUCACUGCUCGCCUUGUCGAGAAUAUGGAGAAACGAGGGUGUCAAUGAUGAUAACAGGUUAAGUACAACUUUUGAGGAAGUUAAAGUUUAUCCCAUUCCCGCGGCGUUGUAUCUUUUCAAGAAUCUGUUACAGUACUAUAUUUUUGCAUAUGUGGACGCCCCAGGCUAUCAGAUACUGAAGAACUUGAACAUCAUCAGUACUGGUGUUUUGUACAGAAUUAUAUUGAAGAAAAAAUUGAGCGAGAUUCAGUGGGCAGCCUUCAUCCUGCUGUGUUGUGGAUGUACCACUGCUCAACUGAAUUCCAAUUCUGACCGAGUUCUUCAGACAUCUCUUCCUGGCUGGGUUAUGGCAAUUGUUAUGGCUCUUUUGAGCGGUUUUGCCGGAGUAUACACAGAGGCUAUUAUCAAAAAGCGGCCCUCGAGAAACAUAAAUGUGCAGAACUUCUAUCUGUAUGUCUUUGGGAUGAUCUUCAAUGCUGUUGCCAUAGUCAUUCAAGAUUUUGACGCCGUUGCGAACAAGGGAUUCUUCCAUGGUUACUCACUGAUAACAGUACUCAUGAUUCUGAACCAUGCCCUAAGUGGCAUUGCGGUCUCGAUGGUAAUGAAGUAUGCAGACAAUAUUGUGAAGGUCUACUCGACAUCGGUGGCAAUGCUUCUCACAGCGGUUGUGUCUGUUUUCCUCUUCAACUUUCACCUUUCCCUAGCCUUCUUCCUCGGCUCAACGGUUGUCUCUAUUUCGGUAUAUUUGCACUCCCUCGGGAAGCUACGAUAGCGAAGAUCUCUCUGCUCUUCUGACAACAUCCGAGGAUUAGUACAGCGGGACAAGCUGCGAAAGAUGCCUUUUGUUCCUCCGGUAAAGAUUUGCAACUCUCUCCAAAGAGAUUUCAGAUAUCACCAAGAAAGUUAUACUACUUUCAGUCAUUCAUUAUGUCUUGUAACUCAUUUGCUUUACUGGUUAUCCCAGAACUGGUUUCUUGAUUCACACUUGCAUCUGUAUUCAAUAUAUUCUCAUUUGUUCGAGUUCUGUCCA